GCUCAGUCACAUUCUCCGCUGUGACCUCGGAGGACAUGGGCUAAAUUCAACCAGGUGCACUAGCAUGAAUUACUGGACUAAAUCGCCGAUUCUUCGGUCCCAUGCCAUCAGUAAGCAGGCGUGGGAAUUAAUCAACGAGAGCAGUCCGAAGUUGCCAUCCGUCUAGCGGCUAACGUGCCGCUGACUGGAGUCGGCAACAUGGCAAACGUUAAAGUGGCGAUUCGAGUACGUCCACUGAAUUCCAGGGAAAGCGUGGAUGGAGGACCAACCGCAGUACAAGUGGAGGACAAGGUGGUGAGGAUCAAGAAUAUGAAGGCGCUCUCCCUGCAGCUGGAGGGGCGUGCUGACUCGCGGGAGCGUCUGAUGGAGUUUGGCUUUGAUUACUGUUACUGGUCUGUGGACCCCGAGGGGCCCAACUAUGCAUCCCAGGAGGAGGUGUUUCAGGACCUGGGUGUGUCAGUGCUGUCCGGAGCAUCAGAAGGCUAUAAUGUGUGUCUGUUUGCGUAUGGCCAGACGGGAUCAGGGAAGACCUACACCAUGAUUGGCACCCCUGACUCCAUGGGACUGACUCCAAGGAUUUGUCAGGGACUUUUCAGGUCUGGAGAGGAUUCUCCAGAUGAACAGAGCUCUUGUCGUGUGGAAGUAAGUUUCCUGGAGAUCUAUAAUGAGCGCGUGCGGGACCUGUUGAGGGGUGUUGACCAGAAGAAGCCGGCCGGGCUGAGAGUGAGGGAGCAUCCAGAGACGGGCCCAUAUGUACAGGGUUUGUCCCAGCAUCAAGUCACCGACUACAAGCAGACCCUGGAUCUGCUGGAGAGAGGCAUUGGCAACCGCAUCACCGCGGCAACUCACGUCCAUGAUGCCAGCAGCCGGUCGCACGCCAUCUUCACCAUCCAGUACACGCAGGCUACUCUAGAGAAUAACCUCCCCUCCGAAAUUGUGAGCAAGAUCAACCUUGUGGAUUUGGCUGGCAGUGAGAGAGCCGACCCACACUACUGCAGGGAUCGCAUCACCGAGGGAGCCAACAUCAACAAGUCUCUGGUUACCCUGGGCAUUGUCAUCUCUGCCCUGGCCCAGAACUCGCAGAUGUUCAGCAGCUGUCAGAGCAUUAACAGCGUGGCCAGUGAGGGGGAGGGCAGCCUUGGCGGCAGCCUGUCCAGCUCCCUGUCAGCGUGCAGCGGCCGCAGGCACUGCUACAUCCCCUACAGGGACUCCGUCCUCACCUGGCUGCUCAAGGACAGCCUGGGGGGCAACUCCAAAACCAUCAUGAUAGCCACGGUUUCCCCCUCCUGCAGCAGCUACAACGAGACCCUCAGCACCUUGCGCUAUGCAGCCCAUGCAAGGAACAUCGUCAACAAACCCAGAGUCAAUGAGGAUGCCAAUGUAAGGCUGAUCAGGGAACUGCGGGAGGAGAUAGACCGUCUGAAGAGCAUGCUGCUCAACUUUGGAAUGAGGAACCCCAGCCCCUCCCUGAGUGAUGAGAGAGAGGGGAGCCUGUCUGACAUUGUGCUUCAGAACGAGCUCAAGGUUGACCAGCUGACAAAGGACUGGUCGGAGAGCUGGACUCACAAGCGGGAGCUGCUGGAGCAGUACAGUGUGGACAUCAACCGUGACCGCGCCGGCUUCCUGGUCCACUCCCUGGUGCCGCACCUCAUCGCGCUGGACCGGGACGUCCUGAGUACCGGAGUCACUUUCUACCACCUCAGGGAAGGGUUAACCAGAAUUGGACCUCAAGGGAAUGGUCAGGAGGAACCUCAAAUAGUCCUGCUUGGUGGCGCUAGCUGUGAGAUUGAGAAUCAGUGUGGGGUCGUAACCUUGAGGCCUCUACCAGGCCAGGUGUGCAUAGUGAAUGGGCGAGAGGUGACAGAGCCGUGCAGACUAGCACAAGGUGCAGUGAUAAGCCUGGGCCAGUAUAAAUUUCGGUUCAACCAUCCAGCAGAGGCUGCUCUCCUGAGAGAGCGGAGACAGACCAGUGAGGGUGCCCUACACGACAGCCUAUCUGCACUCUGCUCUCUCAGUGCUGAUCCGAGCGUGGAGGGAGCUGGUUGCCCGGGUGACACACCUCCUCCCUGGCGGCGUGUGGAGGAGCAGCAGCGCUUUGUGGACCUCCUACGUGAGGAAAUCCAGGUGGAGCAGAGGAAAGCAGAGCGGGACCUGGAGAUGGAGCAGGCCCACCUCAGACAGCAGCAGUCGGAGAUUCAGCAGUGGGUCCUGAAGCAGAAGCAGCGGCUAGCAGCCAUAGAGCAGAAGGUCACAAAGGAGUUGGGGGUGCAGACCGACCUACUGACCCCUCCCAUGAUGGAUCUGGGGUCUUUGAGGUCUGAGGACCAAGACCAGGAGGGCAGUCGACCCCCAUCUGUGGUUGGAGAUUGCAAGCAGGUGGUGCAGGAGGAGCUGCUCCGACAUCAUGCGUUACGCCGAGCAGAAAACCGAAUGAGACGCAAGCGGCUGCACUACCAGCUGCAGAGGAUCGCGCGCAAGCGCCACCUGCUGGAGGCCAAGAGGGAGCUGCAGCGUCUGGUGAACAGCGUACCACCAGGUCAAGACGGCCCCUCAUCUCCUGAAUCAGACUCGGGUUCAAGGCGGCAGCCCCUACUUCUACGAAGGCAUUCUUUUUCUGCUGAUCUGUUGUCACGUCUCUAUCCCCAACACACACCCAUCUUCAGUCAAUUCCUGAGGAGGAACAAAUCAUCAGAGUUCAUGUCACUUUAUCAGUGGUCUACUGGUCUAGGAAGACACUCCUCUGAUGAAUACUUUCAAGAUCAGCCAAUGAGAGGGCGCUCUCAUACACUACCCUCAGGUUAUGGGAGAGGGAGCAGAAGCAGGGCCAGUUCCUCUGAGAACCUGAAAACGCCCCUGAGGGAGAGGAAUACCCCUGAGCCCGGCAGUGGAAAGUCGUCUGGCUAUAAAGCUGGGCCAUCCAGACGCGGUUCCCUGCCUAGGAGUAGGUCAAAUAGUCAAAGUAAAUCCUCAGAGGACACGACUCCAGAUACAAAUUCUAAGGCCACAAAGAAACAUGUGCCUAUAAUUGGCAAAGCAAGUCUACAAAAGAACUCUACAAAAGGAGUGAAAAAUGGCUCUCAUGGAGGCAGUAAGGGUUUAGAGACGAUUCGGAAGGUUUUCUCACGUUCGGUGGGCCCUGGCAUCAAAACUGCACUCGCAAGGGUCUUCCGCAAGCCUCCCUUAGGCCUGCGAACAGGCAGGGGUGCCAAGCCUCUCAAAGCCCCAGGGAAACUGACUGUGAAACCAGGCAAAGAAAAAGAUACUUUAGACAAUACAGAAAAACAAGGGCAAGGACUCAUGAAGGCAACGGUGUCUUUAGACAACCUGGAGCAAACAACAGCAGCGACUCCAAAAGAAGACACAAGCCAGAGGCGCUGGCACAGUGCCGAGGCCCUGUCCCCUCAGACGAUGAGGUGGGAGGGGAGACAGCAGGACCUAGCGCACUGGAUCGAGAACCUCCAGGAAGAGGAAGGAAACCCUUCAGACUGUGACAGCCUCUUCUCGAUGGACUCCCUGUCCUCCGCUUACGCUGCAGCCCUGGCAGACCAGCUCAGGCAGGAGGAGUUGGAGAGGGAGCACAGUGAGACAGAGAGUGUAGGCAGUGGAAUGUCUGAGGACUCACUAGUCAUGGACAGCAGUGUAAACCACACAACUGUAAGACCUGCUGUGAGACAUCAGCAGGUACCACGCCAUCUUUCGCUCUAUAGUAAUGCUUCUCAGGCAGUGGGAAAGGAAAGAAUCACUGAGGACGGUCAACAACAAAGGAAAGAGGAAGAGGUGGUUAUGGAAGCAUCAGAUGAAAUGCCCGCAGAGGUUUACUGGAGCUUGUGUGGAUCUCCAAAAGUCAAAGCACGAACUGUAUCUGUAGGCACACCAGGGACUGACCAUGAGAGACAGUCUAUUACAGGCCUCGUUUGUGGAGAUAAAGUUGUAUCAAAGAUGAGUGAAGAACCGUCCAGCUGUCACGUAACACAGCAGAGCACACCUCGUUCCCUCAGCAGCUCCAGUAUCAGAGAGCCUGAGAGCAUGCUGGCUUUAACUGACGCCUGGUCUUCCAUGGAUGCUGCCGAUAGCCCCAGGAUCCCUAGGCCUUCCCCAGGACAUAGAGCUCCCUGUCACCUGCUCAAGGAAAGCGACAGGAGCCUGAGCCCCAGCAGUCCAGAUCUGUCUGACCACAUGAGUGAGUCUGAGUGCCAGAGCUCAUUUUCUGCUGAAUCCACAGAAGGUGAGAACACAGUGCUACAAGCAGAGAGGUAUUGGGAGUCUGAUAGAAGUGCUGAAGAGCCAGCAAGUUGCUUUUUAAGAACUUCAUCUGAAGUGGUGCUAAGCUCAGGAAACACCCUAACUCUGGCCAGUGAGGAGAUGGUCAGUGAAAGUGCUGAACUAAGAACUUUGACUGAAGUGGUGGUGCUAAGCUCAGGAAACACCCUGACUCUAGCCAGUGAGGAAAUGGUCAGUGCAUCUGAUGAACUGAUGAACUCUCAAAAUGAUGAAGUAGAACUGAGACACAUUCAGGCAGAGGAGGUUUUGGUAGAAGAGACACAGCUGAUGGACCCACAUGUACCUGGUGCUAUUGAUCAGAUGAUCUGGUCCAAAAAGACCCUGUCAAUGGCAGUCAGUGUUCCAAACGGAGUAGACACAGUUGACAGGGAGUACAUGUCUGCCACUAAACAGUCAAAAUCAAUGGAUCUCACCUCAAAUUCAGUGAAUGCAGCUGUUGGUCAUUUAGGGGAGUCAGUUACAGAAUGUCCAGUAAGUACUGCUCGCGCAAACUCCCAAGGUAGUGCAAGAACAACAUUAGGAAAUGUGGCAGAAGACAUUAAAAAACACGAGGCUAAAGAAUCCGUCCAUAUAGUCAAUAGUAUGUCCCUUGAUUCCUGUGAUGUUGAACAUCAUGUUCAUGAUAAGCCUCAGGCAGGUUUGACUCUUAAAAGCACUUUAAAAGGAAUACAUGAUCAGUGCCUACCAGUGAAUUCCAGUCAUUAUCUCCAACCUACAGCAUCUGGAAGUCUUAUAGCUUUCGAUCUAAUCGAGCAGAGCUUGUUCGAUGUACCCAAAGCACAAAUUCAUCUUACCAAAGUGGAUGUUAUCGGAUCUUCUGGUGGGGGUAGUGGGGAAAGCACUGAGAGCAUCAUUGCUCAUGCUGUGGAAGGCUACAUUGAAACAACAUGUAAAGAAAUCCCUGCAUACAUCAAAGAUUUUCCUGUGAGCAUCAAAGCACAGCAAGCAAAAGAUGUGCUUGAUAACUUCAGGCAUGUUACCCAUUGCACUGCAGCUGAAACCGUCCAGAAUCAAGAGUCAGAGCCUCACGAUAUCACAUGUAGGAAGUCAAGAAAAAGGAUCAAAGAUGGCCAAUAUGCAUUUACUAGCACUUUAAAAUUCCCCAAAAGAUGUCAUUCUUCCCCAGAAAAACCCAUACAUGUGACUCCAGAUAAGACUGACAAAGGCUUGAAAGAUAGUUACAACAAUGAACUUAAUCAAUCUUUCACUUCUAAAGAAGAAUGUUUUGUGGAGAAGAAGCCAUGCCAUGAAGAAAAGUAUGUUUUCAAACUGAAUACUGCAGAAAAUAAUAUUGAGAAUGAGCUUAAGACUACAGCUCACGCUAAUCCAAGGAGUUUCGGCACAAAUUAUUCUUGCAUUAUUAAUAAAAAAAUAUCAGAAGUAGUGCAAGAACAUCUAGAAAUGUCAGCUGAUAGUGACCAACAGCAUCUAUUCUCUGUUACUAACAGUGGUUCUUCAAAGAGUCUAAAAGAAAUCGGCGUAGAGUGUACACAACAGCAGCACAGCUCAGACACUGUUCAGGAUUACUGUCUUUCAUCCUCUCAAACAGUAUCCCUCUCGCCACAGUGUCUGACGUUAAAUCAAAACGACACGGUCACAAAAGAUGUACCAAGUUGCAGUCACCAGCAAGACUUUGGAUCACUCCAAGUUGUCAAAGACCAAACAGGUUGUGGGAGUAAAGAGGUCAACGCACACAUGGACACAAAGAGUCCAAGGAGCAGUGCUGGACGCACAAGUGAGGAAAGUUUAGACAAAGGCUUGUCUGUAUUACUACAACAGGAUAUCCCAAAGGAAUUGCAAAUGGAUAGCAGUAAGUCGAAACGAGACAUAAUGCUUGCCACAUUAAAAGAAGCUGGGAAAGCAGUUCAGUCAGAUGUAUGUAACCUCAGUGCCAAGCUGGAAAAGGGGACUCUUAGUGCUGGCAGCUCAGUGCAACACACAGAUUCACUGAAAGUAGCAACCACAGAGAAAGACAAGGCCUCUGUCAUGACUGGGCAACUUGGAGUUUCUGAAAGCAUCCCACCUCCCGCUGUUGAAGGUGCAGUCGGAGAAUAUGCCACAUUCACAAAGCAACACACAGAAUCAUUCAAAGUAGCAAACACAGUGAAAGACAACGCCUGUCAUGACUGGACAGCUUGGAGUAUCUGA
This is a messenger RNA of Alosa alosa (allis shad), 6429 nucleotides long. Its product is annotated as stAR-related lipid transfer protein 9-like. Gene Ontology annotation, molecular function: microtubule binding; ATP binding; microtubule motor activity. The transcript is spliced from 23 exons. The record is from RefSeq and is a predicted model, not a curated record. NCBI's taxonomy places the organism in Eukaryota, Metazoa, Chordata, Actinopteri, Clupeiformes, Clupeidae. The coding region runs from base 199 to 6429 and encodes 2076 amino acids. Gene Ontology annotation, biological process: microtubule-based movement.